AUGUACUUCCCCACCAUCCUCGCCUCCGCCAUCGCCCUUGCAGGUGCUGCCUCCGCAGCAGUCGUGCCUACACACCGCUACGUCCAACUCCGUCUCUGGGGCGAACCCUCGUGUGCGAAUCUCAACCUCGGAGAAGAGGGUAUCUACGGUGACCAGGUUGGCCAGUGCAACCCAUUGGAUGAGGUUGACGUCGUUCGAUCUGUGAGCGUUGAGCGUGUCGAUGCCGGAUGCACUCUUGCUACUGUGAUUAUGGGAUCUAAGAUUCUUCUAGUGUACAUCUACAGUGAUUUGCAGUGCCAUCUUGAUAAGCACGAGGUUCCUACCGAGACUUGCUUGAGUGGUGAUAAGUACUACCGCAGCUACCAGUUGUUCUGCGAUGUCUAA
Penicillium subrubescens is the source of this 384-nucleotide messenger RNA. RefSeq lists its product as uncharacterized. The record is from RefSeq and is a predicted model, not a curated record. The transcript is spliced from 2 exons. The coding region runs from base 1 to 384 and encodes 127 amino acids. NCBI's taxonomy places the organism in Eukaryota, Fungi, Ascomycota, Eurotiomycetes, Eurotiales, Aspergillaceae.